UAAAAAAAUGCUUCAUGUCUCAGAGAGCUGUUUAACACAGCUCAGGCAGCAAUUGGUACAGGGACAGCAAACCAGGCUGCAUCUGCUCAGCCCCAGUCACAAGCGCCCUGCUUCCUCCGUGUAUGUGUGUGUGUGUGUGUGUGUGUGUGUGAGUGAGUGUGCGCUAGACACAGGCAUCCGCUACCAGCAUCUCGCUGUCUCCUGCAUCCUCCGGCAGCAAGCACAGGGCUCUGGCUUUCUGGGUACCAGCCUCGCUGCUCCAUCCCCCGGCGGGGAUUUGCACGCAGGGUGCGGGAUGCAGUGAGUACCCGUGGGUAGGAAGGGGGUUCGUGGCCAGAGGCACUGGCAAUGGGCAUCGUGUGGACAGCUUUCUAGGGCUCGCGCUCCCCAGACGGACCCUGACCCUGAGCCAUGGGGGUGUUGAUGUCCAGGAGGCAGACGGUGGAGAAGGUGCAGAAGGUCAGCUUGGCCGUGUCAGCCUUUAAGGACGGGCUGCGGGAGCAGCCGUCGACACGGCGGCGGGCAGAGGUGGGGGGCACACGCCGGGGGACGAUGGAGCAGGAGGUGCAGGAGGGAGAAGAGGAAGCAUCGUCAGGACCUUCCCAGCCAGAGGAGAGCAGCGCCAGCAAGGCGGCCUGGGAACGGCUGCGGGAUGGCCGGGGCGUGGAGCCGGAGGAGUUUGACCGAGCCAACAGGUUCACGCCACCUGCCUUCAUCCGGCCCAAGCGGGAGCUGCACGAUGACGAGCCCCCCAACAUCAGCCUGGAGCAGCGGGAGCAGGUCCUCAAUGACGAGAUGUGCGAGAUCUGUGAGGUGUGGACGGCUGAGAGCCUGUUCCCCUGCCGCGUCUGCAGCCGGGUGUACCAUGACGGCUGCCUGCGCCGCAUGGGCUACCUGCAGAAUGACAGCACUGUGGAGGUGACAGAGACAGCGCAUACCGAGACGGGAUGGAGCUGCUACUACUGCGACAACCUCAAUCUCCUGCUGACGGAGGAAGAGAUGUACAGCCUGAUGGAGACCCUGCGGCAGUGCAAGAUCAUUCCAGAGACCUGCCUGACCCUGGACGACUUCCUGCACUACAAGCACCUGGUGCACAAGCAGCAGUUUGAGCAGCCCAUGGCUGAGGCGCAGGAGGAGCAGGCGGCCCUGCAGUUCUCGGCCCUUGACCCUAACAAGAAGGGGCACAUCGAGUGGCACGACUUCCUCUCCCAUGAGUCCAUCCAGCUGCUGCAGAAACUACGGCCGCAGAAUGCCCUGCUGCGGCUGCUGACGGCCAAGGAGCGGGAACGAGCACGGGCAGCCUUCCUGGCCCUGGACCAGGACGGCAACGGCUUCAUCGGGGAUGGCGAGUGCCGCCGGGCCCGGCACACCUGGUUCCGCAAGCACCAGAAGGAGACGCCCUCCUGCAACGUCAGCAUCAGCCACGUGGGGCCCAUGUCAGAGAGCAGCCCCGCCAGCAGCAGCAGCGGCAAGAGCCAGGAGAAGACCCCGCUGGUCACGGAGCAGGAGGAAGCCAGGCUCGUCGACUGGCCCGGCUUCCUGCGGGAGAACGUCGCCUACAUCCUGGCCGCCCGCCCCAACAGCGCCGCCCUCCACCUGCAGCCCCCGCCCUAGCCCCCAACAACGCCAUCUUGGGCAGCGAGGCUUCUCCCACCACCGAGACCCGCCCCGCCCUCCCCUGUGGGCGGAGCCGGACGCCGAUUGGCUGGCCGGGAAGCGGUCACGCUGCCUCCUCCCCCUACCCCCACUCCGGAUUGGCUGUGAAGAGGACGGGUGCCACGGUCUGAUUGGCUGAGGGAACGUGUGUGGCUCUGGGGUCAGUGAUUGGUGGGAGGGAAGUAGGGAGGGGCAGGGAGUGACCCUACUGCCCUCCCACGCCCCACAGACCCCAAGCCAGUGAGGGGUCCAGUGCCCGGCGGCGCCGUGGGGCGCACGGGUGCCCCUCGCAGGUCUCACUGCGAAGAGGGGUCCACUGUCCGGGGACGCUGUGGGGUGCACGGGUGUCCCCCACAAACCCCAUUGCAAGGAGGGGUCCAGUGCCCAGGGACACCAUGGGGUGCACAGGUAUCCCCCACAGACCCCACUGCAGAGAGGGCUACAGUGCCCAGGGAUGCCAUGGGGCCCAUGGGUGUCCCCCACAGACCCCACUGCAGACCCCUCUAUCCAGUGCCCAGGGACACCUUGGGGCACAGGGCAGGGAACCUGUUGCCCCCAUGACCCCCAGUCCCACAGCACCCCCUCACCCACCAGCACCUGGAGCCACCAGGGACCUGUCCCCAGGGACCUGCAGCCAGAGCAGGGUCUGCCCCUUAGCAGAAGUGGGGCUCGCCCUGGUCCUGGAGCCAGGUGUGGGUAGUUACAGGGUGAAAGCAGAGCCCAGAGCAGUCGUGCAUCCUAAGCCUCCCACAGCGCCAUGGGGCAGCAUGGCUGAGCCUCUGCAUGCUGCCAGCCACAGCACCUGGGGAUCUACGGCAAGCACCGGCUCAGCUCAUCACCAUGGUGAAUCCGCGGGGGGAGAAUGUGACUGACCCCCACUUGGCCUCUUCCACAUCCCUGCCCAGCUCCAACAGGGGAGCCAUGUAGGUCCAUCAUUGCACCCACAGCUUGUGGCCGUGUCUGGGCUCAACCCUGCCCUGCUGUGGACCGACCAUUUAAUGCCAACAGUGACAGUGUGGGAAGGAGCACCCAGAACAGAAACCACCGGGGGGCAAGAGGGCAAGCUUGUAUGUACAGGAGUGAUCUCCUGCAUCCCUCAUCCCCUCCUGUACCGCUAGUCCCACGGGAUGCUGUCCCCCUGCUUAGCAUUCCCUUCCCGCACCAGCCCCACUCACUCCCACUCCCUUUCCAGCACGGUGAGCAGGCAUCCCCACCUCACUGAGGGCAUUAGUGCUCACAGCGAGGAGGAGGAGGCAGACCCCAGAGCAACCCAGGCUGUCAGCUGCAGUGAUGAGGCACUCACUGGGCAGGGCUGAUGGCCAGUGGCCCUAAGGUGGGUGCAUGCGCUCAGCCCACAGGUACAGGAGCAGGGACCGAACCCCACACAUCCCAGAUGGGGGGAUGCCCAGGUCCCACGGCAGCCCCAGCAGCUGCCCCCUGCCCCUCUGACCCCAUCCUCGUGGUGCUCUCAGCCUCUGCCUGCCUGGCGUGCCCUGGCUUAGCCAGAGUGCCCCAUGGCGUGCCCAGACCUGAGAUGCAUCUGUGGCAGCCCCAUCACUCCCUCACCUCCACACCCCCAGUGUGAUGGGGGCACCACCCCGCUCAGCCCCCCUGCCCCACCCAGGGACCCUCUCCAGGGACUCUCCCCGCUGCAAGACCGGGAGAUGUGCCAGUGCUGCGACACCUUCCUCUACCGCCCAGGUGUGCCAGGCCAACGGGGAUAUUUCAGGUGCCAGGUCCUAGACAGGGCCGGAGCCAUGGCCAUGGCAAGGAGGCGGACAGGGGUGUGUGGGUCGUGAUGCCCGCUUUGUACUGAGAAGUGUCCAUUAAACAGCUGUG
Messenger RNA from Phalacrocorax carbo (great cormorant), 3495 nucleotides. Lineage: Eukaryota; Metazoa; Chordata; Aves; Suliformes; Phalacrocoracidae. The record is from RefSeq and is a predicted model, not a curated record.